AUGAUUGCUAAAUUACUGUCGGUGUUUCUGCUCCUGGCUGCGGCUUUCGCUGCUGAGGAAGAGCCAGCGGUCGCGAGAUUAUUAGUAUCUAAACAAGUGUUAAACAAAUAUUUAGUUGAAAACAUGGACAUUUUAAUCAAGUACACAUUAUUCAACGUUGGAACGGCGCCAGCUGUGGAUGUUAAGCUUGUAGAUAAUGGAUUCCACCCCGAAGUUUUCGCAGUCGUCGGAGGCCAGCUCUCAGCUCACAUAGACAGGAUACCACCCCAAACUAAUGUCUCCCACGUCGUUACUGUCCGAUCCAACAGAUACGGCUACUUCAACUUCACAGCGGCUGAAGUAACAUACAAACCCAGUGAAGAUUCUGCUGAGGUUCAAUACUCAAUCAGUAGUGCUCCCGGUGAAGGCACAAUUGUAGCUUUCAAGGACUACGACCGCAAGUUUUCAUCUCAUAUCCUAGAUUGGGCGGCUUUUGCUGUAAUGACUUUACCAUCACUCGCAAUCCCCUUCGGACUUUGGUAUUCGUCUAAGAGCAAAUAUGAGAAACUUGCGAAACCUAAAAAGACUCACUAG
This is a messenger RNA of Danaus chrysippus (African queen), 573 nucleotides long. The record is from the annotation of a GenBank genome assembly. Lineage: Eukaryota; Metazoa; Arthropoda; Insecta; Lepidoptera; Nymphalidae.